UUCUUUCCAUUCCCAUCACUCCCAAGAGUUACAGAUCCAGUGUGAGGAGAUGGGGCGUCCUUGGACUUUGCUGCUCUUCUUGUUCUUGUUCUUCUUCCUCUUCCUCUUUCUGUUUUUCUGGUCAACUCUCUCCCUCCGCCCGCCAUUCCUGGGAUUCGACCCUCUAUUUUCUGAACUCACCGCACCCUCUUCAAACCAACUUCCUGAUUUCCCAUGUAAACCACCCUAUCAAAAUUCCUUCCCUUUCUGCGACACUUCCCUUCCUACUCCAACCCGAGCUCACUCCCUCGUCUCCCUUCUUACUCUCCCUGAAAAAAUUAGUUUACUCUCCAACAACGCUUCAGGCAUUCCACGACUCGGUAUUCCCCCUUAUGAGUGGUGGUCCGAAUCGCUUCACGGGAUCGCUGCCAAUGGUCCUGGGGUCUCCUUCAAUGGCACAAUUCCCUCAGCUACAAGCUUCCCUCAAAUCAUUGUUCAAGCAGCCUCCUUCAAUAGGUCCCUCUGGUCUUCCGUCGCAUCAGCUAUUGCGGUCGAAGCUAGAGCUAUGUACAAUGUUGGUCAGGCCGGGUUGACUUUCUGGGCACCGAAUAUUAACAUUUUCAGGGACCCUAGAUGGGGUAGAGGACAAGAAACACCAGGAGAGGACCCAAUGCUGACGUCGGCUUUUGCGAUUGAGUACGUGAGGGCCCUUCAAGGUGGGAGUUGGGAGAGGAGUGAGGAAAUUAGAAAUGGUUACGGAGGGCAAAGGGUGAUGAGUGAGAAUGGUGAGAGUCAUGAGAAACUUAUGGUGUCUGCUUGCUGCAAACAUUAUACAGCUUAUGACUUGGAAAGUUGGCAUAACUUCGCUAGCUACAAUUUCAAUGCUGUGGUUUCCCAGCAAGAUUUGGAGGACACUUAUCAACCUCCAUUUCGUAGUUGUAUCCAACGAGGGAAAGCAAGCUGCUUGAUGUGUUCCUACACCGCCGUUAAUGGGGUUCCUGCUUGUGCUAGUGAGGAGCUCUUGAGAAUAGCUAGAAAAGACUGGGGCUUUCAGGGAUAUAUCACUUCAGACUGUGAUGCUGUGGCCACGGUUUAUGAAUAUCAAAAUUACACAAAAUCCCCGGAAGAUGCGGUUGCUGAUGUCCUCGAAGCAGGCGUUGAUAUCAAUUGUGGGACGUAUAUGGUUUGGAAAACUGAAUCAGCUGUCAAACAAGGAAAGGUGAAAGAGAAAGAGAUAGACAGAGCUCUUUUCAACCUUUUUUCUGUUCAAUUGCGUCUUGGAUUGUUUGAUGGAGAUCCCAGAAGAGGCCAGUUUGGGAACCUUGGCCCACUGGAUGUUUGUACCCCAGAGCACAAAACACUGGCACUUGAAGCGGCAAGGCAGGGGAUCGUACUUUUGAAGAAUGAUAAGAAGUUCCUUCCUUUAAAUAAGAAUGUUGCUGAAACCUUGGCAGUUAUUGGCCCAAUGGCCUCUACAAGCAAGUUAGGUGGUGCCUACACAGGAACACCCUGCAGCUCAAAAACCUUAUAUGAGGAGCUCAAACAAUACGUAAAGAAGAUAUCAUAUGCUCCUGGUUGCAUUGAUGUAUCAUGUCUUUCUGACGUUGCUUUUGAUGAUGCUAUUCGCACGGCUAAAGAAGCUGAUUAUGUUGUUAUAUUUGCUGGGAUCGAUACAACACAAGAGGCAGAGGAACUUGAUCGACCUAGUCUUCUCCUACCUGGGAAACAGGCGUCUCUUGUAUCCUCUGUUGCUGCUGCUAGUAAAUGCCCUCUGAUUCUAGUCCUUACUGGUGGAGGUCCCCUUGAUGUCUCCUUUGCAGAAGCAAAUCCCCGGAUUGCAAGUAUUCUCUGGGUUGGAUAUCCUGGUGAAGCUGGAGGCAAAGCACUAGCUGAAAUUAUCUUUGGAGAGGCCAAUCCAGGUGGAAGGCUUCCGAUGACUUGGUACCCUGAGUCAUUCACCAGGGUUUCCAUGACUGACAUGCGCAUGCGUGCUGAUCCCACUCGUGAUUAUCCAGGAAGGACCUACCGAUUUUAUACCGGAAGUAGAAUAUAUGGAUUUGGACAUGGCUUAAGUUACAGUACUUUCUCAUACCAGUUCUUAUCAGCACCGAGUAAGAUUGGUUUGUCAGGCACCCUCAAAGAUGGUUCCGUAAAGGGUACAUUAAAACAAGAAGGGAAGCAAGUUUAUUCCGUUGAUUAUAUUCCGGUUGAUGAGAUGCAAAAUUGCAUCUCAUUAAGAUUCUCGGUGCAAGUUUCUGUGGUGAACUAUGGUAAGCUGGAUGGAAGUCAUGUUGUGAUGUUGUUCUCUAGAGGGCCGGAAGGUUUAAAAGGCUCACCCGAAAUACAGCUUAUUGGAUUCGAUCGUCUGCAUACUGUUUCUUACAAGCAUACUGAAACAAGCUUUUUGGUGAAUCCAUGUGAGCACUUAAGCGUUGUGGAUGAGUAUGGAAAAAGGAUUCUUCCCUUGGGAUGAACGCUAGCGGCAUGCUCAACACAUGCAAGUAGGACGGGAAGUGGUGUUUCCAGUGGCGGAUGGGUGAGUAACACGUAAGAACCUGCCCUUGGGAGGGGAACAAUAGUCAAAAACGACUGCUAAUACCUUGUAGGCUGAGGAGCAAAAGGAGGAAUCCGCCCGAGGAAGGGCUCGCGUUUGAUUAGCUAGUUGGUGAGGCAAUAGCUUACCAAGGUCAUGAUCAGUAGCUGGUCCGAGAGGAUGAUCAGCCAUAUUGGGACUAAGACACAGCCCAGACUCCUACGGGAGGCAACAGUGGGGAAUUUUUCACAAUGGGUGAAAGCCUGACGGAGCAAUGCCGCGUGGAGGUAACCCUGAAUCAUUACUCUGCAGUCAUUUUUUUUUUAAAUCUCCAUCUACCUACGGCUUACCCUAAAGUCACUCCAUCAAGUACCACAGUCAAAAAGCAAACAACCAAAGGAAGACUUGGACUGCCGUGUUUGCUCUAGAAAUUACGGGUUGUGCGUUCCUUCUUUUUACUUUUUACUAACUAAACUCUUAUUCCCUGCAAGUCCAAUUGAAAACUUCGGCCUGGCUUAGGAUUUCAUAUUUGAGGGAGGGAAAGAGAACGACUGAAGAUUUGGCGGAGGCAAAGACGUUGCCCUCCCUUCCUUUUUAGAUUCAGUUUGCCACUUGCUACAAGUCUGACUGUGUUUAACUUUUUUUUAAUAAUAAUUGCCUAUCUUCCCUUCAUUAUUACUUUCCCACUUCGCUCACCUCUCCGUCCUCGUCCUUAAUGGCUCCUCAUUUUGCUCUUCUUCCUCUUUCCACUUUCCCCUAUUGCCACCUCUAUCCUUCUUAUUUCAACCCUCCCACCAACUCCUCAACACCUCGAGGCAUAUUCUUCAUUCUCUACUCUUCAUCUCCUCCAAUUAUCUUUUCCCUCCUUAGUUACUACCCCUCUCUUUUGCAGGAUUCUCUGGAUUUUCGGUCAUCACCUCUUGCUCUUUUAAUGGUAGAGAUGCGGAUGGCCUCAAGAGCGACAACCGCCUUCGUGAACAAUAAGAAGACUAAAAUUAUUAAACUGGACAACCCAUCCAAUCGGUUUUUUUUCCUGGUUUGAUCAUAAGGCUGGUUUUUUGCUUCAAUCAGAUUGGACUUGAGACCGGUUCACCAGUUUUUCGGUUGAACUGGCUGGUCUGGUCCCUUUUUCUUUUCUUUUUUUUUUCAAUGUGAGAUACAAUCUUAUAUUGAAUCCAGGUGAUUCAUAUCACAGUUUCGGUUAAAAAAUAUUUAAAUGAAAUGCUGAAGCAUCUGUUUCUACUCAUUUACAUCACAUUUGACGAUAAUGUUGGCUUAUGGUUAGACAGCACUAGCUGUAGCAAAAAAUUUUCC
This is a messenger RNA of Neltuma alba, 3826 nucleotides long. Its product is annotated as probable beta-D-xylosidase 6. Gene Ontology annotation, molecular function: alpha-L-arabinofuranosidase activity; xylan 1,4-beta-xylosidase activity. The coding region runs from base 50 to 2452 and encodes 800 amino acids. NCBI's taxonomy places the organism in Eukaryota, Viridiplantae, Streptophyta, Magnoliopsida, Fabales, Fabaceae. The transcript has 7 exons. Gene Ontology annotation, biological process: xylan catabolic process; arabinan catabolic process. The record is from RefSeq and is a predicted model, not a curated record.